Mesorhabditis belari is the source of this 423-nucleotide messenger RNA. The record is from the annotation of a GenBank genome assembly. NCBI's taxonomy places the organism in Eukaryota, Metazoa, Nematoda, Chromadorea, Rhabditida, Rhabditidae.
AUGGGUUCAGCAGCUCAAGAAAACAGUCGAAAGCUCUCAAGAAGAGAGGAUCCAAUGCAAUUUGUGGAAAGGACGAUCAUGAGGAAAGAUCAAGCAUAUGUGUUGGCGUUUCGAUUGGCACAAAUUCUUGUAUGGUCUUUUGUCACGUAUUCUUUCAUCUCCGAACAUCACGUUUCCACAUUUUUGAUCAUCUUUUUGCUCUUCACAAUGAUUGCUGAGGUCUUUCAAAGAGUCUCAUACAAAGAUGUGAGAAAGAGAGGAAUGUUUGGAGCUCUAAUUACCACUCUUGUCCUCAUCGAUCAACUCUAUCAAAUACUGCCAAUCCCCCAGAAGUUAUCAUCAUUCUUCUUGUUUUGUGUUUGUGUCUUCCAAAUGAUUCGUUGCAUUCGACGAUCGUAUAAAGCUUUGAAAGGACGAUGGAAG